CACAGUAUAAGUGGUAAUGAAGACGCAAAGUGACCACCACCACCGUUGUUUUCUUCAGUUUAAGUUAUCACUUUCCCCAACAACGCCUAGAACUACUACAAUACCUUCACCAAAAAAAUAAAAAAGAACUACUACAAUACAUAACAAUACUACAAUACAAUACAAUACAACAACUCUACUACGUUACAACUCCAUCAUAUCUAUCUCACUCUCUCUGUAUCUCAUCUUUUCUCCCACAAACAAAACAAAACCAAACCGAAAGAGAAAAAAAGAGUCACUUUCCCUUCUUUUUUUUUUUCUUUUUUUCCCCAGUUUCCACCUUCUCCAUUUUCCAACACCGUUCUAUCAUGGCACACCACUCCUCACAACGUCGGAAUCUAGCAGCUCCAGAAUCUAACCCUACAACCCCAAACUCAAACCCAGAUCUCAUUCAAACCUAUAAACCCUCUUUCUUGGUAAAACACUUGACAAACCUUAACCUGAGUCAAACACACAAAACCCGUCCACCCCACAAACACUCUCCUCUUAUUGACACCCAUUUGCAGGCAAAAGCCAUGGCAACCUCUGCCAUACAAGAGAAAGAGAGUACCGUGCCUGUGAAGAGAACCCACAAAGAGAAGCCCCAAAGGCACUGUUUGGAAUUGGAAAGGAGGAAACUUGGUGAUCCUAAUGACAAGGGUAUGGUGGAGGAUGCUAAGGUUGUAAAAGGAAAACCUAGGAAUCCUCAUUUGGAGAAACAUGAUGUUGUUGUUGCUGCUGCUGAGAGAAUGUCCGUGUCUUUGGCUCCGGGUGGGGGUGGGGGUAGAAGGAGAUCCUUCUGUGGGACACAGGCUGAUUUAAGAGAUGUCUUUGCAAUCAAUGGUGCGAAAAUGGUUUCGGUUGAUAUGCCACCCUUUAUGCAGAUCCAUGCUGUGGAUUGUGCUAGAAAGGCCAUAGAUAGCAUGGAGAAGUUCACAUCCAAGACCCUUGCACUCUCCCUCAAGAAGGAAUUUGAUGGGGUGUAUGGGCCGGCAUGGCACUGUAUUGUGGGGACUAGUUUUGGGUCUUUUGUGACCCAUUCUGUUGGAGGAUUUCUAUAUUUCUCCAUGGAUAAAAAAUUAUACAUCCUCUUAUUUAAGACCGCUGUACAUAAAGCAGCUUGAAGCAGGGUGAAUUCUUUAUUGCUCAGAACAUAAGAUUUUUGGGAUACAUUUUUAUCUUAGAAAGAAAAAAAAAAAAGGGCUUAGAGUGGCAGCAUUCCUCUGCACAUUACCUCUGCUUCAAAAAGGGAUCACCCACUUUGUUUCGGUUUAAUUCUACUACCUAAGUGGGUCUGAAGAUGCUAAUGCGGUGUAACAAAUGGAGUUAAUUGAAGAAACCAACUUUACAAGCAACGUGCACCGAUUGUUGUUGUUUGUGUAUCUACAUAUGUACCUAUCUUUUUGACUGAAAUCGAAUUUGAUUGUACAAUUAUUUAGAAUUUUAAUUUAUAAAGUAUUUCAUACUUUCCAAUUGUAUCUGAAGUAUGCGGACAUUUCAUAUUUUUAACAACAAAUUUCUGGCUAACCAUUAUGAUUAAAAAGUUUUGUUUA
Messenger RNA from Glycine soja, 1571 nucleotides. RefSeq lists its product as uncharacterized. The transcript is spliced from 2 exons. Gene Ontology annotation, molecular function: dynein intermediate chain binding; dynein light intermediate chain binding. Gene Ontology annotation, biological process: microtubule-based process. Gene Ontology annotation, cellular component: dynein complex. Bases 348 to 1142 code for a protein of 264 amino acids. NCBI's taxonomy places the organism in Eukaryota, Viridiplantae, Streptophyta, Magnoliopsida, Fabales, Fabaceae. The record is from RefSeq and is a predicted model, not a curated record.